AUGCGGAGCACACAGGCAGGUUUUGCUGGCCUUGGGGCCCCACAGAGGCUCUUGAGCCAACCUGAGCCUCUGUUUCAGGGCGUGACGGAAGACACGAAGGUGGCUGCCAGUGACGUCCUGGUGGCUCUGGCCCGCUCCCACUUCAGCUUCGUGCUAGCCGAGCUCCUGGCCCAGCUGAAUGCCCCAGGGCAGAUCUCCAAGGAGUUCGUGCUCAUCACUGUGGGCAAACUCCUCAGCACCAACGCUCUGGAGCAGUGGGCCAAAGUGGUCAACGUUUACAUCUGCACCUGGAAAGGAUGCUCCUUGCCUGCUACGGAGAAGGAGCAGCUCUACGAAAACCUUGCCCAGGUGUUGUGCUCUGUGCCAAGCACCUUGCUGGACUGCCAGGAGGAAGAGGACAAGCAAGCUGUCAUCGGGGCCGUGACUCCCUUGAUGCGUGUCCUCCUGCACAAGGAGGAGCACCGGGAGCAUGUCUGGGAGCAGCUCCUCUGGCUCCUGCACCAGUACCGGACGGUGCCAAGACGCCUCCAGGGUGACCAAGUGCCCAGGGAGAUGAGAGCUGGCAGCGCCGUUUCUUUUCGGGCCCUCUCAAUGCUGCUGGACUUUCUCCACCAUGUUCCCACCUUGUUCCCACAGCUCACUGCCGACACCAAAGAGCACAGCCAGGACCAGAAGGCAGAGCUGAGCCAGUGCAUCCUGCUGCAAGCUCGCAUCUGCCCAGAGGAGACGAUCCUGUUCCUGGAGUCCCAGCUGGGCCACGAGAGGGAGGCCGUGCGCGUGGCAGCCCUGGGUCUGCUCGGUGCUCUGGCACGCUGUGACGAGCCCGCGAUGGCAGAGAAGCUGCCCCAGGUGGUGGAGGCUGUCAAGCGUGUGUGCAGGGACCCCAGCAUGCGGGUGAGGAGGGCAGUUCUGCACUUCAUCAGGGAGCUGCUCAGUGCCAAUGCCCAGAGCUGCUCAGCGUGGGACGUUGUGGGCUACAUCUUCAGCGAGUUCAGCCGGAGCUCGAGCAGAAGGGCUGCGGGACUCCUGUCUGCCCAGGAAGCCCAGGAAGAAGGAGCUCUCCAAGGGCUGUGCAUGGACGUCCUGGGGUCGCUGGACAUCUCUGUGAGAGGGAUGGCCAAACUCCUGUGGCCGAGGCUGCUGAUCUAUGUGAUGCCAGCCAAGUACACGGGCAUGCUGAUCCCCCUCUCGCGCUGUCUCCGCGCCCUGGCUGAGAGCAAUGAGCUGACAGCAGGGCACGAGCAUCACGAACUGGAUCCCGAUGUCCUCAACGCCCUGUUGCAAGACACGACGCUGACUCCGCACAACUUGCUGGCUCGCCUGCUGGUGGUGGCGGGGUCUCCUUUUGCGGGCAGUGACCUCCAAGCUGCUGCCUUGCUGGUGCUGCAGAGCCUCCACAGCAGGAUCCACGGAGCUGUGGGGGCCACGUGGAACAGCGAGAUUCCCCUGCUGCUGCAGUACCUCCAAGGAGGAAAGGGGAACAUCCCAGACGCUGCCGAGUGGGAGCGCCGUCUGCUUCAGUUCCUGAGGGCAUCCCUGGAAACCAUCGGGGACGACGCCUGGAUCAAGCGCCUGAGCUGUGCGCUGAGCCAGCGGCUGGACAGCUCUCCCAGCAGCUCUGGGGAGAAGGCUUUCCUGUACAAGGCUCUUGGGACGACGCUGGGAGCUUGUCAGGAACUCCCACACGUCCAAGAGAACCUGCUGCACCAUCUGACGAGAGCACAACCUGAGGAGCCAUCUGAGGCCCAGGGAAUCAUUGCUCUCGUCUGCCAAGCCGCCGACAGCCACUUCCGCCUGGCCUUGGAGACACUGACAACAUUUGCUGCCACCUCGAGCAGUGUCCGGGGCCUUAGGGUUUCCAGAGGCAGGAAGACGACCCAGGCCAGCAGGAGAGCUGAGGCCACUUGCAGGGCUGUCAUGCUCGCCCACAGCAGCAUGGCACUGCGUGCCUCCAAGGAACAACUGCUCGCCCACGUGGAGGCAGACAUCGCGGGCAACAUCCUGCUGCUCUCCAUCUCCAGCAGCCAGAACUUGCAGACCAAUCUUGCCCUGGCGCAGAGCAUCCUUGAGGUCGGCUGUGCCAUCCACGCUGCGGGGAACUUGGGCAGCUUCCAUCCUGUCCUGAAGCACAAGCUGCUGCUGAUCCUGCAGAACUUGAUGAAGACGACUCUCUGGGGCUUCCCGGCAGCGUCCCUGCACCUGAAGGUGAUUCUGGCCCUGGAGCAGUGGAGCAAGCUGGAGAUCUCGUUCAGCAGCAAGGAAAUUUGCAGCCUGCUGUCUGACUGCUGCCGGGCCAUCCUGCCACUUCCUUCAGCGGCUGAGCAGACUGGGGAGAUCAGGAAUGCAGAGCAGGCAGUGCUGCAGCUCCAGUCUCUGCACAUGGCCACGAAGGCUCUGGGCCGGCUCAUGGCAGUCCUGCUCAAGGCAAAGCCAAGCCCUGUCGACUUGGUAGACAUCGCCGAGGUGCUGUGGUUCUGGCUCUCCUCGGACGAUCCGUGGGUGUGCAAGAAAGCCCUGCAGGUCUGCGCCCAGCUGCUGGAGGACUGCAGAGAUGGAGUGGCUUUUCAGACAAGAGGUGCCUACCUGCCGUUUGGCACCUUGGCGGGAUUGCUGGGGCCUCUGACCUGUGAGCCCACGAGCAGCUCCCGCCAGCUGGCCGCUGCCUGCCUCAGCUCCCUUCUCCACAUCCAAGCCAAGGCCACGAACAGGCUGUUGGAGACAGACGACCCUGCGAGCUUGUGUGAGGGGCUGAGUGCUCGCAGCGACGCCUCUCAGCAGCUCCAGACCUCCAUCCGCAUCGCAGAGGUCGUUUGCAAAAACGUCCCCAAAGAACAGGCCGCAGACUUCAUGAAUGCCAUCCUGGGGCCCUUCCGGCAUUCCAGAGGAAGGCGUGUGUGUGCUGCAGGCAACUGGAUGCUCACCUUUCUGGAAGCGUGUGGCAAGGACAUUGGUCCAGACGUGCGAGGAAUCGUCUCCGCCCUGCACACCUGCACAGAGUCCAUGCUGGAGCCCUCGUUCGUGUACUUUGUGCAGCAAGCGGUGCUGAUCCUGGCCCGCCAUCACCGGGAGCUCACGAUAAACGUCAUCCUUGAGAAGUUUGUGCCUCUGGACAGAAACACACUGGAGCUGUGGAGGACUCUGGGGAGAGCCAGCAUUGGCCUCGGUGUGCUGAAGCACUUAGCGAGGAAGCUGAACAGAGUGGGAGACGACAGCUGCCAGCCCAGCUCGCCCACUCGCAGGCUGCACGCCCACCAGCCUUCUCCGGAGUCCUUGACUGUCACCCGUGCCAUCUCCGUAAUGGUGUCCGUGCAGUACAAGGAGGGGGUCCAGUGCUUGCUUCCCUCCCUCCUCCCUGGGCUCCUGCUGCAGCUCAGCAAGGCACUGGGGGAAGAGAUGCUGUCUGCGCCCCUCAGCCCCUGGAGAGGGCACGCUGAGGAUCAGCGGCAAGAGGGCAACGUGUGCAGGCCUUUCUGCAAAACUCUCAUGGCAGUGCUGAGCAAAUGCACUGAGAAGAGCUGGCUGAGGCCGUUCUGGAGGCAGAAAAUGUCGGCGCUGCUGGAGAGCCCCCGCACUUAUGCCGAGGGCAUGUGCCUCCUGACGAGUGUCCUGCUCCGUGCCCAGCUCAUCUCCCGGGAGCUGAUUGAGAUCUUCUCCCAGUGGUUGCGCUACCCAUCAGCAAACCUGCAGCUGACGGCCAUGGCUUUCUUUGCUGAGCUGAUGAAGGAGCCGCCUCUUGAGAAGAGGAACGUCCUGAAGAUUCUGCGUGUCUUGGCUGAGAAAGCACAGCACCAAAGCAGCACCAUAAGGCAGCUGGCAGCGAGAGCUCUGGGCAACGCAGCCGGCAGCAUGCCCGUGGAGGUGCGGAAGCACGGGAGACAAGUUGUCCAGGUGCUGCAACAGAGCCUGGCGGACACUGCCUGUCCCGAGGUGGUUGCAGAAAGCAUGCUGGCGCUAGCUGAGCUCGUGAGGGUGCUGCAGGCAGUGAACUUGGGAUCGGCCUUUGAAGACAUCGCCAGGGCCACCAAGAUGUUCUUCGAGUCUGAAGAAGAGUACCUUCGCUACUCGGCCUUGCGCCUCUAUUCAGUCCUGGCCUCCUCAGCCUCGAGCAAGCGGUCGUUCUUUGCCGGAGAAGUGGCGGAAACAUGGGUCAGCCUUUUCCUGCACCUCCGGGAUCCCGACGUUGCAGUUGCCAGCAUGUGCAAGAUCACCUUCAGUCUCUGUGCUCCAUUUAUGGGGCUGAGGCGGCCACAGGACAUCAUCUCUCUCUGCGAGAGGCUGGGUGCACAAGAGCUGCAGGAUGCGCUCUGCACUUACCUGGCCAGAAACGCCCCCCCCAUGUUGGAGAGGCUCCAUACCGUAGCCAGGAGAGGCUUCCUAGAGAACGGGCAGAGGCUGCACCCAUCGACCUUCGAAAUCCUUGCUUUCCAGGGCCCGAGCAGCACUGAGGACACCUGAGCGUGGAGAAGGCAGACAAGGCCCUAGGUGACCAUGGCACCCUGUGGGCAAUAAAACUCUGUAUAUGUA
Molecule: messenger RNA, 4524 nt
Organism: Anas platyrhynchos (mallard)
Lineage: Eukaryota; Metazoa; Chordata; Aves; Anseriformes; Anatidae
Source: RefSeq, a predicted model, not a curated record